AUGGAAGCGGUAAGCAGCAGAGUUGGGCCGCCCACACAGGCGCGGCGGCCAGAGCGCACGGUGCGCGUGCUGGAAGAGUGGCCCGAGUGGGAAAACAUGAAGAUAUACCGGCGUGAUGAAUCUUCGUCGGCCGCGGCGGCCGCGUCGUCCACUGUGUCGUCGAGCUCCGCCAAAGCCACGUCUGCGGGAUCCGGAUGCGUGUCGUGCCCCCAGGGCUCGCCUUCGUGCCCCGUGUGCGCGGACGACGAGUACUGCGCGGUGUCGCUACUGAGCUGUACGCAGUGUCCGCAGACUUACUGUACUAAGAAGAAAGGCUCGGUUUCGGAGAGCUCGGCCGCCGCGAGUGCCAGCAACUCCUCGGGCGCAAGCUCGGGUUCGAAAAACGCGUCUGCCAGGGUCGGUGGCAUCGUUGGUGGAGUGGUCGGCGGUGUCGCGCUCAUCGCGGCACUGCUGCUGCUGUGGCUCUAUUUUAAAUACUGGCGCAAGAGCCGCUCGCGCAACAAGGACGUGGUGAUCGCGCGCGAGGAGUACGCCGGCGAAUACGACGACGACAAGGAGAAAGACGGGUUUCGCGAAGCGGGCGCAGGAGCAGGCGCGGGCGGCGCUGAGGGCUCUAGCCUCCGCGACUCGCGCGCGCUGUACCAGGCACGCAAUCGUAGCAGUGCUGCGACGCAGAUGACUAAGGCCUCCAACAUCUUGCCUAUCGCGUACAUUCCGGGUGUCACCGCAGGCAGCCGCAGCCAGCACAAGUUGCCGCCGCUACCGCGUCACCUGCUCCGCAACGGCGACACGCGCUCGCACAUCACCCUUGGCAGCUCGAUCCUGGGUGGUGGAGACGACGACCGCGAGUCUCUGAUAGACCUGCCCUUGGAGGACAGCCGGGAGGGCACAAGCGCCGCUAGUCCGGCUGCGGAGGGCGUGUAUUCAGGCGCGAACGCAGAACAUGUCACUUCGCAGGACGCGCUGACUACCGCGAUCCGCGCGCGGCCCAAACUGGUGCAGAUCAGCGAGGAGGACGAGGAGCACGGGAACAGCAGCUCGGGCGAGGCGGAAGAUACCCACAGCGGGAAGCAUUUUGGCGUCACAACCGUGUUACUGCGGUCCAGCGGUGACACAUCGCGCCAGGACGACACUGCCGAAGACGUGCCGCAGUCAGACAACGAUGACAGAGACAGCAGCGACGACAACGACGACGGGAGCUUUAUUCUGGACGUAGGCAUGCAGGGCAGCCUGCGGAAUGCGACGCAAGGCGAGUAUGCGAGUGUUACGGCGGCGCGGGAAAGCACACUGGGCGAGGACAUGCACCGCGAGGGCUCUGGUAGCCCGUUCGAGGACAAAUUUGAACUGUAG
Molecule: messenger RNA, 1350 nt
Organism: Lachancea thermotolerans CBS 6340
Lineage: Eukaryota; Fungi; Ascomycota; Saccharomycetes; Saccharomycetales; Saccharomycetaceae
Gene: OPY2
Product: Opy2p
Exons: 1
Coding region: 1-1350 (449 amino acids)
Source: RefSeq, a predicted model, not a curated record